UCUCUCUGAGAGAUCUAUCCACAGGUUUACCAGAAGGGCUUUUUGUUUUCCAGCUUUCUGUAUUUUCUGAUCAGUUUUUGGACGAAACAAUCCAGACAUGUUGAUCUUUAGUAUCUCUCAUGGAGUUGUUUGAAAAGGAUGACAAAAAGUGUUUAAAAGAUUGUGCGCAGAUCUUAUUCUCAGCCUUUAGGAUGAAAUGAGCUGCAGUGGAUUUGUUUUUUUUCUUCACCACAGGCGGACUCCAGAUUUCUUUUUCUUCGCUUUUUUCUUCUUUUGAUGAUCAUUUAAUCAUCGUUUAUUUGAGGCGACCAUGCCGAUGAAACGCAGCUGCAGUGAGAAUCCAGCCAGAGACGGAGUGUUUCUUAUUCACUCUCUCACGAAGACUUUGUGCAGCUCACCUGAGGAAACGCACGCAAACUUUAACAAACAGACGCACUUUCAUCUGGAGGAUGAUUCUGGGAUUAAAUCAGAGGCAGAGGACAGUAACGAGACGCCGUCCUCUGAGGAAGACCAGGACCUGGUGGACUUUAACCCCGACCUGACCAUCGCAGAGAGCAUCUCGUCGUCCAGGAAGACCAUCAGUCAGAUCAUCAAGGACAAGAAGAAACAAACACAGCUCACUCUGCAGUGGCUGGAGGAGAACUACAUCGUGUGUGAAGGAGUGUGUCUGCCUCGGUGUAUCCUCUACGCUCACUAUCUGGACUUCUGCAGGAAGGAGAAACUGGAGCCGGCCUGCGCCGCCACAUUCGGAAAGACGAUACGACAGAAGUUUCCUCUUCUGACAACAAGAAGGCUGGGCACCCGAGGACACUCCAAGUAUCACUACUACGGAAUUGGCAUCAAAGAGAGCAGCGCUUACUAUCACUCGGUGUACUCUGGAAAAGGUUUGACCAGGUUUUCAGGAAGCAAGCUAAAGAACGAGGGAGGUUUCACCAGGAAGUACUCUCUGAGCUCUAAAACUGGGACUUUGCUGCCAGACUUCCCCAACGCUCAGCACCUUCUGCUGGAGGGAAACAUCUCCAGAGAGAAGGUGGACACUCUGAUCAUGAUGUAUAAAACACACUGUCAGUGCAUCCUGGACAACGCCAUCAACGUCAACUUUGAGGAGAUCCAGAAUUUUCUGCUCCAUUUCUGGCAGGGGAUGCCCGACCACCUGCUGCCGCUGCUGGAGAACCCCGUGAUAGUCGACAUCUUCUGUGUCUGCGACUCCAUUCUCUAUAAGGUUUUAACAGAUGUCCUGAUUCCUGCUACGAUGCAAGAGAUGCCUGAAAGUCUGUUGGCAGAUAUCCGCAACUUUGCCAAACACUGGGAGCACUGGCUAGCCUCCUCCCUGGAGAACCUCCCAGAAUGCCUUGCAGCCAAGAAACUGCCAAUCGCACGCCACUUUGUGUCCUCCCUGAAGAGGCAGACCUCGUUCUUACACCUGGCACAGAUAGCUCGUCCAGCGCUGUUCGACCAGGCCGUCGUGACCAGCAUGGUGUCGGACAUCGACAACGUGGAUCUCAGCAGCAUCAGCUCUCAGCCUCUGCUCAGUGUGAACACAACGGCAGACCAAGACCCGGACAUCUACUCAGAGUAUGAUUCCAUCAGCGUCUUUCAGGAGCUGAAGGAGCUGCUGAGGAAGAACGCCACAGUGGAGUCCUUCAUCGAGUGGUUGGACUCUGUGGUGGAGCAUAAAGUCAUCAAGCCCGGUAAGCAGAGCGGUCGGUCGGUGAAGAAGCGAGCUCAGGAUUUCCUCCUCAGGUGGAGUUUUUUCGGGGCCAGAGUGAUGCACAACCUCACGCUCAACAACGCCUCCAGCUUCGGUUCCUUCCACCUGAUCAGGAUGCUGCUGGACGAGUACAUCCUGCUCGCUCUGGAGACUCAGUUCAACAACGACAAGGAGCAGGCCCUGCGGAACCUGCUGGACAAAUACAUGAAAAACGCAGAUGCCAGUAAAGCCGCGUUCAUGGCUUCUCCUAGCUCCUGCUUUCUAGCCAAUCGUAACAAAGCCAGUGUUGCCGUCGACCAAUCGGUGAAGAACGAGUCCCUGGGAGGCCACGCCUACAUGUCUCUGUCAACCAAUCAGCAGCACCAAAGUCUGGAAACCAACACUGUCAUUUACCAGGGGGCGGAACCUGCAGGGUUUACAGUUUCAGGUGUGCAGAUGGACUUCUCUCAGGUGAGCGGCCCCCUCAUGACGCCCCCCAUCUCUCCGGCAGCGUUAGUGCACCGAGGCUCCGUCAUCAACCAGGGGCCCAUGACAGGGAGACCCCUGACGUCUACGUCUUCGUCCUCCACCUGCUCCUCCGCCUCUUCCUCCUGCCUGUCUUCGCUCAGUGCCAUGACCCAGCCAAGCCCCUGCUCUUCUUACCCGGAGACCCUGUAUCACUGCUUACCUCAGACCAGCUCCAGUUACUUCCCUCCUGUCAGCAGCUCCUCGGCCUCCAACUACCAGAGUGCUCUCAGGCCUCAGACUCAGACUCAGUGUCUGUCUGCAGCUCAGUCUCAGGCCUCAUCGCUGGCCUACCAUCUCUCUCGGUACCCGUCCUUCAACGACCAGCACCUGAAUAAAGACGUCUUCUACAGCCACCAUCACUCGUCCAACAGCUCCACCUGCUCCCUCACCCCUUAUAACACCGCGGUCAGACCCACAUCGGGGUACAGCACGGGCUCUGAUCCGGUUCAGACUGAACAGGGACUGGACGCACAGACAGCGGCUCAGAUUCUGGACUCUGCAGAGGGGUUCGGCUUUGUGGGGGCUGGACUGAACAACACAGGCGGGGGAUGUCAGGGACAGACGUACUCUGCAGCGGGACAUGGAGGUUUCUUCGGCAACAGCGGUUACCUGGACAGCCAGCGCAUGACAUCACUGGUGGACCAGCACGUGUCUGUGAUCAGCACGGUGAGCAGCCUGCGCCCGUCGUCAGCUUACUCUGAGGUCCACGAUCCGCUCAACAUCCUGGACGAGCCGGGGAGGAAAACGACGGGAGCUUAUUUUACCCAGGCUGAAACUGGGACAGAUCAUUCCCUCCCCUCGUCAGGAUCUGCUCCCUGCAUGUUUGGAGUUUCCUCGCCCUUCACCUCCCAGGAUGCACUGCUCUCCCAGCAGCGUGGGCCUUCAUCCUCUGAGUCAGACCUGGUGUCUUCACUUCCCCCCAUCAACACCGUCUUCAUGGGAGCAGGUGGAGUACAAUGACCCAGAAGCCCACAGCACAUGAUGCACAAAAGCAGUGCAGGGUUUGUAUAAAAUCAAGGACAUCUGAACGAGUGAGAGACGAGAACACAUGGAACAUUUAAAACUGGAGGAUCUUAACUCUGAAGUAAAGUAUGAACUUAAGUGACAGGAGCCGAGAU
Molecule: messenger RNA, 3336 nt
Organism: Labrus bergylta (ballan wrasse)
Lineage: Eukaryota; Metazoa; Chordata; Actinopteri; Labriformes; Labridae
Gene: rfx6
Product: regulatory factor X, 6
Biological process (GO): regulation of transcription by RNA polymerase II
Molecular function (GO): DNA-binding transcription factor activity, RNA polymerase II-specific; RNA polymerase II cis-regulatory region sequence-specific DNA binding
Source: RefSeq, a predicted model, not a curated record